UCAUCAGAGUAACAUCCACUCUGCCUCUGCUGAGCACAGUGGGUCCUGCUCUUGGCUGGGGCUUCUAGACACCACCACAAGUUACAGGCAUGAUUCUCUCUGUACGCUUGUCUCCACCUUCUCCGUCCAUGCUCCAGUGCUGGUGAGAGCCUGCAACGAGACGCUGUCUUCUGUGGCUUCAGGAUCCCAGCAAGAAUGGGAGUCUGAUGGAUUGUAAAUGCACCUGCUUUGUUUAAAACCCAGCCAAACAGAUAAGUGCACUUUUAAUUCUCUCUGGAUGGUGCUUUAGACAGCUCUGCACAACAUCUCUCUUCAGUUUGGUGAGGCUCUGUGUUUCACUCCUGCAAAUGAAUGCUGUGUGGGUCUCACUUCAGCUGAGAAAUACCAGACAAUAUUGGUAUUUCACACUAAGGUAAUUAAUUGGUGUCUGAGGAAACUGCAGCUGAGAGGCUGGGAGGCUCCCAGGGGUCUAUCCCGGCUCUUCCAGAGCCACUGUCUCCAGCAGCCCUGUGAGGUUUUGGGACUCUGAGGAGCAGCUCUCUGGGACCAGAUGAGGCUGAUGUGACCCAUCUGAGCCUUAAAGAGUCCUAUGGGACUCAUUAGAUGUUUAAUAACUAAACUUGGCUGGUUUGAGAGGAUGCUUGUGCAGGCUUGGCGCAAUCUCAGAGAAACCAGCUCAUGCUGCUGGCUUCUCUGAGAUUCUCUGCACAUUCUUCUGCAUGUGCUUGUCAUAUGUGUGCAGAGAAAGUGAUAACCCUGCUUCCUCCCACCAGCUUGCAGGUGGGGAAAGAGCUGGGGAGGGGGGAGAAAAGACCUUGGUUACACUGAGUUUACCCAGGGCAUGCAGAGAAGUAUAGUGGGUGAGUGGUAACAAGAAUUGUCCCCUCAAAGUUAGGGGAACAUUUUUAUCUCUCUACCAAGAAAGCAAUUUCUGGCUGCUUAGGUCUGCUUCUAGAGGUGACAACUGUCUCCUUAUGGACACCCCACUGCAAUUAUUAAAUUAUUCACGAAACCCAUAAAAUAGGGUCUCAUGUAAAGUGGAACUUUGCAAUAAUAUACAGCCAUGGGGCUGGGGCAAAUGUUCACCAUAAUACAAUUUACUGUGUUAGAAUAAUGAAAAGAAAAGCACUGAAGCUGAGUGUGUGAGCAUUGUUGGGGAUGUGUGGCAGGAGGCUGGACAAGAGCCAAAUUAUCUACUCCAGUCUUGUCUUGCCUGCUCUUCCAGGGAUAAUUACUAAUAUAAAAUAUCUACCUUGCUAUUAGGAAAACUACAACUAGGUUUGCAACAGCAAAUUAGGCAGUAGUAACUGACCUGAAUUCAUCUCACCUCCCUAAGCAGAAGGUGGGUUUCCUGGUGAAGUUGCCAAUUUAGGGGUGAUAGAGAGAGACAGUAGAGACGAGGAGGGGAAGUGGGAGGUUGCUGCAGUUUGUGAGAACUAAAUCUGGAUCAACUCGUGAUCCCUGAAGUGUCUGAAGUUCCUUCUUUUCCAGGAAAAACUUCACUGCUCUGUUAUUACCAAGGAAUUUUUUAUAUUAAUAGAAGAAAUGGCACGUCUGUUAGCAAUGACUAAGCUCUGUCUUACAACUGUAAACAGUAUUUAUUCCUGACUCUGCAGUACUUUGAAAGCAAAAAAGCCUGACACUGUAUUAAGAAACGCUGAUUAAAUGGAGCUCUAGUGAGAAAUCAGGGCUAGUUCAUUCAGCAAGGGUGGAUAGGAAGUUUAAAAAGCUUAAAUCCUCUCUGUGCACCAACUAAAGCAGCUUAAUGUUUUUCUCAUCUCAUAUAUUCUUUCUCAAGGUGUUGAUUGUUAGGUUUGCAACUUUAAAUCUCUUUUCUGCCAGUGAGCUGAAAUCAAUGUAUUCCCUAUUAGAUCCCAUUAAAUUAACCCCAAACUGGCCAGUUCCAGUCUGGGCAAUCUGACAUUACUCAAAGUCAAAUCUGGGAAUCAUCCUGAGGUGUGGCUGGCAUACAACAUGUAACACUCAGUGCUGCCAGAAGAAGCAGAAAACACUUGAAGUGUCUCUUGGGAGCUGUACUGAUGAGAUAUAUGAUACCAAGGGUGUUCUACUCACCUGUGGUUUGGCUGGUACUUCCUGCAGCUGAGGAGAACAGAUUCAACAGCUCUUGUCCAGUUACUGAAAAAAAUUUUGUCCCGAAAAGAAGAUCCUUGAAUCCCUAACUCCUUGUCUUACAGGUGAACCUUGAGGACACUUGGGAGACUGUAGCUCCUGAAUGUGUGACCUUCCCCUGUGAUUAGAAGAAAGCCAUGGGGAAAGACAAGAAAGAAGAGGCCAUCUUCCUGAGGAAAAAGAUCACUUUGCUGUGGGCUUUCUCGCUGCUCAUCGGCAGCAUGGUUGGCAGCGGCAUCUUCAUCUCCCCCAAAGGAGUCCUGAAAAACUCCGGCAGUGUGGGAUUCUCCCUGCUUGUCUGGUUUUCCUGUGGGCUCCUCUCCAUGUUUGGUGCAUUGUGUUAUGCAGAGCUUGGAACAAGAAUCACCAAGUCUGGAGGACACUAUAUCUACAUUUUGGAGACACUAGGGCCUCUGCCAAGUUUCUUAUUCCUGUGGGCAGAGUUUUUUGCUAUCAGGCCUGCCAACAGUGCUGUGGUUUCCCUGGCAUUUGGGCGCUACAUGCUGGAGCCAUUCUUCGCCCCCUGUGCUGCCCCUGUCCCCGCGGUGAAGCUCGUGUCUCUCCUGGGCUACUACACGGUCCUGACCCUCAAUUCCUGGAGUGUCACCUGGAGCGCGCGGCUGCAGACGGCUCUCUCCGUCGUCAAACUCCUGGCCCUUGCACUCAUCAUUGUGCCAGGGAUGAUGCUGCUGGCCCAGGGCCACACCGAGAACUUCCAGGAUGCUUUUGACAGACAGUCGCUGGUUCUGGAUAAGCUCCCCCUGGCUUUCUAUGCAGGCAUGUUCGCAUACUCCGGCUGGUUUCAGACUGGCUUUGUGCGUGAAGAGUUGGUCAAACCUGAACGAAAUAUCCCCCUGGCUGUCAUCGUGUCUGUGAUCACGGUAAUUGUGGGAUACAUGCUCACCAACGUCUCCUAUUACACAGUCCUGGGAACAGAAGAUGUUCUGGCUUCUCCUGCUGUGGCUGUGAGCUUUGUGCAGCGAGCCUUCAAAAGCUUGAUCUCCGUGGUCCCUGUCCUUGUCGCACUGUCCUGCUUUGGAACCAUGAAUGGAGGAAUCUUCACGUUUUCAAGGACUCUGUUUGUGGCUUCCAGGGAAGGGCAGUGGCCUCCUCUCUUCUCCAUGAUCCACAUUCGAAGGCAUACACCCCUUCCUGCUGUCAUGUUAAUGUUCCCUUUGGUCACUGCCAUGGUGUGCAUUGGAGACAUCUACCAUCUACUGAACUUCUUCAGCUUUUCCCGAUGGCUCUUCAUAGGACUGGCCACCCUGGGGCUCAUUGUCCAUCGCCACCGUCACCCGGAGCUGCAAAGCCCCUUCAAGGUUCCCCUCUUUGUUCCUGUCUCUUUUACCAUCAUCUGCCUCUUCACAGUGGCAAUGUCUUUCUACUCAGACCCUGUAAACAUCAGCAUUGGAUGCACCAUAGUUUUGAGUGGUUUUCCAGUCUACUACCUCAUCAUUCACAGGCAGAUGUCAGACCGCUGCCGCAACCUGUUUUAUUAUCUUACACACAAACUACAGUUACUGCUGGAAGUUGUCCAACAAGAAAUCAAGACUUACUGAAAAAACCAUGAAAACUCACAGAAGACAAUAAAAAUCUACUUACGCCAUUUUUGACAUCUUUGAUCCUACUAAAAGCAGGCCAUGCUUUUAUUGUUUUUAGUCUGAGGAUGACUGAGCCAAAACCUUGCUGCAAGUUCCUAAGCUUGCCAGCUGGGAUCUGUUCCUGCCCUUUUAUUUUUUUCAGAAGAGCAAACUAGUUCUCUGAAUUGAGUUUGCUUUGCCUGCAGAGUGCCUUUGAAACCAAGAUCCUAAUUUUGCAGCCUAGCCCACUCCUGAGAAAAAUGUUGUGUGUGUGUGUGUGUGUGUGCGCGUGUACAGAGACAGUAUUUUGUUUUCCUGGCUUGGCAAAUAGAGGAAGUGGGCAUGUUGCAAAACUUAGAAUCCAAUAAAUGGAAGCCAAAUGCAAGUUCCAAACAGAAUCAUUAUAGGAGCCUUGUUAUGGACAAGGGGAAGGGCUGGGGAGAGCUAAUUAGAGAUAAGGCAGAUGAAUUGGAAAGGGGAAUACAGGGGGAUAAAAUUUUAUUCACCAGAAACUGCAGAUUGAGCUAAUGAGAAGAUAUUUGAAAUUCAAGUAUUAACAAAGUAAAGUCAGAAUGUUUUGCUUUGUUUUGCUUUGAUUUUUGUAGAAGCAGAAUGAGAUUUUUAGCCUUGAAAUGAUCUUUCAACUUUGAAUUUUCCUUUUCUGAAAUUACAUUUUUAAAUGUACAAGUGCAUUUUUAAAACAAUCAGUUAAAUAUCAACUAGAAUAUGACAGGAGAGAUCCUAGUCCCUCCCCUAGCUUCCCAGACCCACUCCUCACCAGUGAAGUUGUAAACUCAGAAUUUGGCCUAGCUCCAGUGAAAUACAAUUCCUCUUUUAAUUAGACAGGACCACUGAUGAGACUUGGGCAGAUUCCUGAAUAAAUGCAUCUUCUGGUGCUGUAAGAAGACAUGAUGAGUGACUUCACAUCCAAGCUUUAACUUGCCAAUUGCUGAUUUAAUCCAUAAAUGCUCAUUUGAACUAAUGGCAUAAGAAAGGUUUCCAUUAUUGGAUUACUUUGGUUUACAUUAUUACAUUAUUAAUGUGGCAAUGUUAUGUCCAGAUCGUAUAGCAAUUACCUAUUUACAAUCACGUAAUUGUUAAUUGGUUCCUAAAAGAUGGGAAGUAGCAUGCUGAGACUCCUCUAAUGACUGCUGGAAAGAGGAACAGCAGAAUGUAGAGCACUUUUAAAUUCUUUGUAUCAAACAUUUAUGUACGUAAAAUAAAAAAAAAAGGCACCAUUUACAAAUCCAAUGUAAUCUAAUGAAACAUGUAAAAUUUUGGAACUAAAGUUGGGUUAUUUUCAAAGCAA
This is a messenger RNA of Haemorhous mexicanus (house finch), 5019 nucleotides long. RefSeq names its product cystine/glutamate transporter-like. The transcript has 13 exons. The record is from RefSeq and is a predicted model, not a curated record. Gene Ontology annotation, biological process: amino acid transmembrane transport. Gene Ontology annotation, molecular function: L-amino acid transmembrane transporter activity. Bases 2268 to 3689 code for a protein of 473 amino acids. Lineage: Eukaryota; Metazoa; Chordata; Aves; Passeriformes; Fringillidae. Gene Ontology annotation, cellular component: membrane.